Saccharomyces eubayanus is the source of this 651-nucleotide messenger RNA. It is a transcript of the gene KXD1, whose product is annotated as Kxd1p. The transcript has a single exon. The record is from RefSeq and is a predicted model, not a curated record. Lineage: Eukaryota; Fungi; Ascomycota; Saccharomycetes; Saccharomycetales; Saccharomycetaceae. Gene Ontology annotation, cellular component: endosome; BLOC-1 complex. Gene Ontology annotation, biological process: endosome organization; regulation of protein localization. The coding region runs from base 1 to 651 and encodes 216 amino acids.
AUGAUGAGCGACUUAUUGGAGGAGAAUGAUGAUGAAACGUUUUCGGCGGUUCAUUCUCUAACACCUAGUAUCAACUCUCAAACGUAUGCGAUACCUAUUACGGAGGAAAUGUCCAGCUCUUUCCAUGAUUCAAUCAGUACCAGUAGCAAUUCAAGCAGUAAUCUUGAUAGCGAUAGGAGUAGUAUUUCUAAUGUUGCAGAGGCGCAUGAGAUGGACAACCACUCUAUUGUAGACGAAGAUUUAUUUUUGGAUAAUGAUAUUCCUCAACCAAGCAAUUUAUUGCUUACAGAUGCUCAAGAUCCUGGCCCGAUAUUCGACGUUUCCAGGUACAUCUUCGAUUCACUCAAACAAUCUAUUGACUCUACAGACUUUUCGGAAUCUUUAUCCCUACAGACCAAGACUUCUGCUAUCAUAAAUUCCAAGAGCUUAGAACUUAAGCAACAUAUUGAUGAAACGAAAAUCAGAUUAGCUCAAUUGCAGGGAAAAUUUGAGAACGGGGUAGGUACUUCAAAAAGAAUUAAACAUGAUCUAGAAACUUCUAGGAAAAACAUCGAUUACUUAAACUCUGCUUUAAGAAUCGAUUUCCCCAUUGAAUUUAAUCAGGCGAGAGAGAAAGUACUAGAACGGAAACUGAAUGAAGACAAUGACUAA